Molecule: messenger RNA, 2642 nt
Organism: Oryzias latipes (Japanese medaka)
Lineage: Eukaryota; Metazoa; Chordata; Actinopteri; Beloniformes; Adrianichthyidae
Source: RefSeq, a predicted model, not a curated record
CUCAACAUUGUUACGAGGCAACAAGUCCUCAGCUGCAGCACAUAAAGACUCAAGGUUCAACAAAAUCUGUGAUCUACAUAUCUCCCCAAUCCUCCACCCAUGAGAUGUUUUGCACCAUGCAAUUACAAUAUUUGUUCCUACUGGUUUAUAUGUUAGGGACCUUCUGUGGGGGGUCAAGUUCAGAAAGAAAUUCACAAUGCACAAAACCAGACAUGUGCAAUGAGGAGCCAGAUUCAGCUUUUUACUUCCUUCAAUGCGCUGGACUGCCUUCAUCAGACUCUGGGAGGGACCAUUUGCAGCGACUGAAAGGAAUCCUUGAAGCCACCAUGGAUGUGUAUUCAUUUAUGAGAUCCAGCUUAAACGGUGUGCCACUUGUGUCUCUGGAGGGACAACUGCAGUUGAACGGGAGACCAGACCCUUUCCAGAAUGAAGCCCUGGUCCAAAUGUGGCUGGAGAUCAAGAUGAAACCGCUGCUGAAAUCCAUAACCAAACAUUUUCUUUCCUGCCUCAGCACCAAGAAUUUCAGCUGCUCCACUUACCAGACUGUAUUAAGGGAGUUUAGUUACCAUUACUCAGAACUGACUCCAGCUCAGCAAAAGUGGAUCUACACAUUCUUUAUGCAUCCAUUCCUGUCAGGAGACGAAGUUCAAGGUUGUGCGGACCCAGAAGAAAGCAGUGAGGAGUGGCUGCUGAAGAAUUUUGGUGCUUUCAGAGCAAUGGCCAGAAUAAAGGACUUCUCUGCUCUCAACAUGGUCUUCAGCGGAGUGGAAGUGCUUCACCUGCUGUCUCCUGCACAGAAAGCAGAGCUACUCAUGAGGCCUGAAGUGGAAAGCUUUGAAAAUGGCACCCUAUCCCUGAUCUUCCACAGUUUAACAGGGGGCUCUGAACCCACACCAACAGCUCCUCCUGGAGGUUUCCACAACUGGACAACACCUGCAGACUCAGCUACAUUCCCUUUCUAUCCAACACAGCCCGCACAUCAGUCACACCACCGGUCUCCAAUUGAAAACCUUAGAGAGGUUUUCAGUGGUUUCCUGACAGCUUUCAAACCUGUUGGGAGCUUUGUUCAUGAUUUUGUUUCCUUCACAAGCAAGAGAAAUCUGUCAGAAGUAAGAAGUGUAACUGUAACUCAAUUCCUGCUCAACUGGACUUUGGCUGAACUGGCUGACAGGUAUCGGCCAAAAGACAAAGUUACAGAGGAGCUGGAGUUUGAUGUGACAAAUGUGGAGGAUUGGUACCAGCAGGUUGCAAUGCCAUUACUGCAGAGGUUCUUCCCAAACAAUGACAUCCUGGAGCACCCAAACAUCAAACUUGCUUUUCACCAACUUUUUUAUUUGGACCAUGCUGUGGAUGAUGCAUACUCAGAGAACACAGAUUACUCUGAAAUCCCGGAUGUGUGCAGCAUCACCCUUGAUAAGACUCCGUGUGGGCUGACUGAUGCAGUGGAAAAUGUUGCUCAUGUUUUGCACUGUGCUGCUCGCACAAACCUGACAUUGAAUGAAGAAACAAUAAUGAGACUGAUUCUGGAGCUGACAAAACGUCUGAACUCCCUGAUCAAGGAAAUGUCCAACACUAACUUCAAGGAAGUGUCAUCUGAAAUAAAGGAGAUCUUUGGUGAGGGUGAAGCUCCAACUCUGACCCAGGAGCACCUGAAUGACCCCAACUUCAUUCAGCUCUGGUUCAAGAUUAAGCUGCUGCCCCUCCUGCCUGAUGUACACCCAGAUCUCCUGUCCUGUCUGAGCACCAAGAACUUCUCCUGCCCUGUUUACCAAAGCCUAGUGUCAGCACUGGGUGAAUCCAUGAGUUUCAUGGAUGCCGACCCGAUUUACAGUCAGAACAUCUAUAAAUACUUCAUCUAUUCUUUCCUGCAGCAACACAACUUCUCUGAGUGUGCUUCUUCAGCCAAUAACAGUGCAGACUGGCUGGAGAAAAAUGUUGGUUUCUUCUCAAAGUUUGCUUCCAUCACUGAUUUCUAUGAGCUCAACCCUUUUUUCUCUGGAUUGGACGCUCUUCAUCUUCUGACUCCAAACCAGACAGCAGAGAUGCUGCUGCUGCCUCUGCGUACUCCACCAGAGAAAGAUGUUGUCAUAAACUAUGUGCUUAACUAUCUGAUUGAGUCACCUGAAGACAGGAAACUUCUGGAAGUUCUGCAUUUUGUAAUCCAACUUGCUCAGAAGGUCAAUCCUCCCUGCAGUGUCUACACACUUCUUGUGGAUCGACUCUAUGCAGCCAUUCCAUCUCUGCCUUCAGACCUGGAACCACUUGUUUGGGCUUGGAUUAGUGACCUGAUAAACGUCGCACCAAAGAAUUGUACGACAGUAAACUUCAUGUGCCCACAAACCCAUGUUAAUGGCACAAGCAUUUGUAAAGACAUUGACAGCUCUGACCUGGAAUUCUACAUCAGCAUGUCCACCCACGUUCCUUGCAAUUUCACUCUGGAGAAAUAUGCAUGUGCACAGUUGGAGAAUUUUGCAGCUAAUCAGCUGGCUUCCCUCCUGAGAUGUGAUCUGCCCAGAAACAGCAGCCGCUCCAGAGUGUUGUGGAAAUUGCUGCUCACUAAACUCUCCAAUGUCUUGGAUCCAGCACUGGACCUGUUGACUAACAUGGUUUGUUCUUUAGCAAACUCUGAUAUGAUAUUGUGA